Ricinus communis (castor bean) is the source of this 2207-nucleotide messenger RNA. RefSeq names its product probable nucleolar protein 5-2. The record is from RefSeq and is a predicted model, not a curated record. Gene Ontology annotation, cellular component: box C/D methylation guide snoRNP complex; small-subunit processome. Lineage: Eukaryota; Viridiplantae; Streptophyta; Magnoliopsida; Malpighiales; Euphorbiaceae. Bases 182 to 1909 code for a protein of 575 amino acids. Gene Ontology annotation, molecular function: snoRNA binding. The transcript is spliced from 9 exons.
GGUGUCCGCCGUCCACUGAACAACCGCGAGCAUAAAACCUUUUUAAAUAAUCAAUUGAAACGGUGAGUAUAAGGUCUGCUUUUGAACUUAAAACCCUAGAGUCUACUCUAGAUCCCAUAACUCUUUCUCUAGAACAAAAUUGCAGUUGUGAAGAGGUUGAUUUUGAGGCCUUGAAAGAAAGAUGCUUGUGUUGUUUGAGACACCAGCGGGCUUUGCCCUCUUUAAAGUUUUGGAUGAAGGGAAACUAUCUAAAGUUGAGGACUUAUCAAAAGAAUUUUCUACUGCAGACUCUGCAAGAAAGGUUGUCAAGUUGAAAGCUUUUUCAAAAUUCGAGAAUACAUCGGAGGCUCUGGAAGCAGCAACAAAAAUUAUUGAAGGAACAGCUAGCAAAGGUCUGCGCAAGUUUUUGCGUGCACAUUGUGAUGGGGAAAUACUAGGUGUGGCUGAUUCAAAGCUUGGAAAUGCAAUCAAGGAAAAAUUGAAAAUAGAUUGUGUUCAUAGCAAUGCUGUCAUGGAGUUGAUGAGAGGUGUUAGGAGUCAGUUAACUGAACUUAUAUCUGGUCUAGGUGUUCAAGAUUUGGCACCAAUGAGCCUGGGUUUAUCUCAUAGUCUGUCUAGGUACAAAUUGAAGUUCAGCCCUGAUAAGGUUGAUACAAUGAUUAUUCAAGCUAUUGGUUUGCUUGAUGACCUUGAUAAGGAGCUCAACACAUAUGCAAUGAGAGUUAGGGAAUGGUAUGGUUGGCAUUUUCCUGAACUAGCUAAGAUUGUACAAGACAACAUCCUUUAUGCCAAGGCAGUGAAACUGAUGGGUAGCCGUAAUAAUGCUGUCAAGCUUGAUUUCUCUGAGGUGCUACCAGAAGAAGUUGAGACUGAACUGAAGGAGGCAGCUUUGAUAUCCAUGGGGACUGAAGUUAGUGAAGUUGAUUUGAUAAAUAUCAGAGAACUCUGUGACCAGGUUUUAUCUCUAGCUGAAUACAGAGCUCAACUGUAUGAUUACUUAAAAAGCAGGAUGAACACCAUUGCACCGAAUUUGACUGCUCUUGUUGGAGAGCUUGUUGGAGCUCGCUUAAUUGCUCAUGGGGGUAGCUUAUUAAAUCUUGCAAAGCAGCCUGGGAGCACAGUUCAGAUUCUUGGGGCUGAAAAGGCUCUUUUCAGAGCUCUAAAGACAAAGCAUUCAACUCCCAAAUAUGGUCUUAUUUUCCAUGCGUCCUUAGUUGGCCAGGCAGCUCCUAAGACAAAGGGGAAAAUUUCAAGAUCACUUGCUGCUAAAGCUGCACUGGCAAUUCGUUACGAUGCUCUUGGAGAUGGCGAAGAUAAUUCUCUGGGACUGGAACACCGAGCCAAGCUUGAAGAACGGUUAAGGAGCCUUGAAGGGAGAGAAUUGAGUCGAUCUGCGGGAUCCAAUAAAGGCAAACCAAAAAUAGAAGCUUAUGACAAGGAUCGAAAGAAGGGAGCUGGGGGAUUGAUAACUCCUGCCAAGGCUUACAAUGCUUCUGCUGAUGCUGUUCUUGAGCAAACACCAAACUCCACGUCUGGGACUGGGGAAGAAAUUGUCCCAAAGAAGAGAAAGACAGAUGCCGAACCUCUUAAUGAGGGAGUAGCACAAGAGGCUCCAGUUACUGGUGAGCAGAAGAAAGAGAAGAAGAAGAAAAAUAAUACUGAAGAAGAGGAAACAGCAGUGCCAAAUGGUGGAAAUGGAACCACUGAGCAGGAAGAUGAAGGGGAAGCAAAGAAAGAAAAAAAGAAAAAGAAGAAACAUAAAGGCGAAGACAAUGAUGUGCAGAAUGAAAAUGAGAAUGUUGAUGCAGGAGAAAAAAGGAAAAAGAAGCGAAAGCAUGCUGAACAAGACGAAGAAACUAAAACACCAAGCAAGAAGAAAGAUAAGAAGAAGAGAAAAAGUGAGGUAUAGGAAAACCUGGAAGGUUGAGGUUACUGGCUGCCCAGCAAUUUUGGAGAAGGAAUUAGGCAGUAACUCCACACUGCUAUAAAUUUACUGUAUAAUUUUUUUUAUAUUUUUUUUUUGUUUUCCUUGGCUGAUCUCGUUUCUUAGCUUAUUUCUAUAUCCUCUAAUUUCUUCUGGAUGUGAUAAUGAGCGGUUCUGUUAGAAUUGGAUAUACUAUGAGAAUUAUAUUUUGCAAUUCACUUGCACAGUAGUAGUCUGCUGCUCCCCAGUUCAGGAAUUGAAACUGAAAUGGGUUUAUAGUUUA